This is a messenger RNA of Culex pipiens pallens (northern house mosquito), 1926 nucleotides long. It is a transcript of the gene wgn, whose product is annotated as tumor necrosis factor receptor superfamily member wengen. Lineage: Eukaryota; Metazoa; Arthropoda; Insecta; Diptera; Culicidae. Bases 198 to 1196 code for a protein of 332 amino acids. The transcript is spliced from 5 exons. The record is from RefSeq and is a predicted model, not a curated record. Gene Ontology annotation, molecular function: protein binding.
AACAAUCAACCGUGCGCCAUCUUUAUUGCGUGGGACGUGCCCGGCUGUCUAGCUGUGGGGAAGUCGGUGAAAUUCGCAAAGAGGUUAUCAGCUUGCGGGAUCGGGCUGGCAGCACUGCUGCCACAGGAAGAGGACCCCGCGUGACCAGAGGUUUACGACCUGCUGAACUUCUCGCCGCUAAUGAGUCAACCCCAACAAUGGCAGCUGUCAACGAUGACGACGCCGCCAUCUUGGAUGCGCGAACCAACACUAGUCGACCGGCGGUCAUGUACAGUAGUCAUAGCAAUAGCACUAGUUCCGUAAGCCUACUAGGAUUAGCGAGCCGCCGGCUGCGAUGGGUAGUGGCCGCGGUGACCCUGUGCACAGUAUUGUCCCGGGUGGACGCCGUUUGCGAGCCGGACCGCUGGUGGAACCCGGAGCGGUCCGAGUGCGUGCCCUGCCGGGUGUGCGACGAGCAGCAGCUGGUGAUGCGACCCUGCCAGGAGUACAUGGACACCGUGUGCGGCACCAUGAAGGACCUGGACAUGGACCUGGCGCAGUUGGCGCGACCAGAGGAGAGCGGAGCGGACCAGCAGCGGCACUGGAAGGAGGAACGCCGGAAAGACGCCGCCCAUCAUCGCUUCCACAAUGGCCGCGACCAGCGGCACCAACAGCAGCACUCCCAGGGCCCGUCCAGGCCGGAGAACACCGCCGACAUCAUGUGGGACUGGCAGGCGGCGUCCCUGCUGCUGGCCAUCAUCGGCUGUCUGUUGUUCUUCUUCGCGGCGGCCAUCAUCGCGCUCAACCAAACGCGCCAGUGGAAACGCAUCGAGAAGCACUUUGACGCCGACAUGGAAGCGCUGUCGGCGCAGCUGAUGAACCAUCUGUCCAGCAUGCAGCAGCUCGAGAACGGGUCCAUCUUUCUGGACGAUGUGAUCGGGCCGGAGCGGUUUCGUUCCGGCGGUGGUGGGUCCACCAGCAGCACCAGUGGCCUGCUUGGCAACAGUGGCGUUCACCACCAUCACCACCACCACCCGAUCGAGGUGCGCUGCGUCUACUUGGAUCAGCUGUUAGAUGGCAAAGGCUGCACCAAACAGCAGGGCCCCGGCAACCUGUACAUCGAGGAGCACCAGGGGGGAGGAGCAGCCCCGCCCGGGAACAAUGGCCCGUCGGCCGGAAGUGCAACCACGCUGACGACGGCCGGCCGAAUGUACUAAACGCAAUGAGGAAGAGUCAGCUUACUUUUUUGAGGUUAUUUGACGUGUCAAAUCGCCUUCGCUCUCUGUUGUCAAUUCAGUGCGUAGAAAUUGUAGGGUUUUAAGAAGAGGGGUCUUUUUCAACUGUACAAAUCAUGCUUCCUGGGAGGGAAAUUUCGAUAUAUUCUGUUUUUUAUCUAGUUUUUAGCAAACUGAACAAAAGUAUUGCAUCAACUACCUGUCGAAGUCAGUCGAAUCACAUUUUAAGCACCAGUUUGUAGACUUAUUCAAGAUGUAGCAGCCUUCUAGGAAGUGCCUUGCUUAGUAACUACUCACGAAUAAACCAUGACAGAAAGAAAUGAAUAUAUUUUACCCUUUAGAAGAGUAGAACCGCACUAACUUUUCAAGCCUUAAGUGUAAAUAUAACCUUGAAGUUAAUCUAGUAGGCAGGGAGAAAGUUUGAGACUCUUCUUGAAAAGAAGAGCUUGUCAAAUGUCAACGUAGUGGAACGUCCAAAACUUACGUAGCGAUCAUCUAAAAAAAUAAAAAUAAAUCACCGGAAAAUUUCCUAAAAUUAGAAAGUAAACCUGCAGCGCCAAAUUCCAGCGUGAGUCAAUUACAAAUCGUGUAGGAAUUCGAACAACACUGUUUCGAUUGUGGACGGUAAAGGGCACGCGUCCAAAACGCAUCGCUUGCAAAACGAAAAAUAAAACUUCAACCUCAAGCCAGCUUUCUGCGCCGCUUUGUAUAA